Sphaeramia orbicularis (orbiculate cardinalfish) is the source of this 2112-nucleotide messenger RNA. RefSeq names its product solute carrier family 28 member 3-like. Gene Ontology annotation, cellular component: plasma membrane. The transcript has 18 exons. The coding region runs from base 1 to 2061 and encodes 686 amino acids. Gene Ontology annotation, molecular function: pyrimidine- and adenosine-specific:sodium symporter activity. Gene Ontology annotation, biological process: pyrimidine nucleoside transport; purine nucleoside transmembrane transport. The record is from RefSeq and is a predicted model, not a curated record. Lineage: Eukaryota; Metazoa; Chordata; Actinopteri; Kurtiformes; Apogonidae.
AUGGGAGAGUCGUGUGAUGCGCACCGCUGUUCCGGCGAUGAGGGAGGCAGGGAUGAAGGCUGCAACAAGGAGAGAGGAGGGAGAACACAGGAGGAGGACGGAGAAGUCAAGGUAAGGACACUGGCUGCUGAAGCUGGUGCAAAGAUGUACAAAAAAGACCGUGAACAGAGCAUAUUUAGUGUCAAGGACAUCACUCCUGAAGACGAAGAAGAAAGGGCAUCUAAAAACACACAGCUUAAGAAAAGUUUCCUGGAGGAGAAGAUGGAGGUAUUCCAGGGCUGUCUGCAUAACUACAAAUAUCAGAUCCACCUGAUCAUUCGUCUGGUUUUAACAGCAGGCUUUGUUGCCAUGGUGAUAGCGGCAUGUGUUCUUAACUUCAACCGGGCCAUAGAGCUGCUGGUCAUCUCCUUGGUAACCUUGUUCUUCCUGGUGUGGGAUUGGACGAUGGAACGCUAUGGCAACAGUGUGUGGGAGGAGCUCUAUCCUAUCAGAAACUGUCUCCGCAAAAAUUGGUUCUGGAUCAAACGGAUAAUAUAUGUGUCACUGCUAAUGACUGUGGUGUGUUGGCUCGUCCUGGACACAGCCAAGCGGGGAACCAGACAGCUUAUGUCUUUUUGUGGUCUGCUGGUUUUGGUUUUCUUAAUGUUGUUGUUCUCCAAGCACCCAUUCAAGUGGCCUGUGCAGACUUUGUUGUGUGGAGUUGGGCUGCAGUUUGUCUUCGGUCUGUUGGUUCUUAGGACCUCAUUUGGCUUAGAUGCGCUGAGGUGGCUUGGGAAAAAAGUGGAGAUUUUCAUGUCAUAUGCAGAUGUCGGAGCUGAGUUUGUGUUUGGACCUAAAUACGUAGAUCACUUUUUUGUAUUUAAGGUGAUGCCUAUACUAGUGUUUUUAAGCACAGUCAUUUCCAUCCUCUUCUACAUCGGCUUAAUGCCCUGGCUCAUUCGUAAGAUCGGCUUCAUUAUGCAGGUUACAAUGGGAACAUCUCCAACAGAGUCAAUGGCUGCAGCUGGAAAUAUAUUCUUGGGGCAGACAGAAUCCCUCCUCCUGAUCCGUCCAUUUAUCAGCAGAUUAACUUGCUCUGAGAUUCAUGCUGUGAUAACAGGAGGUUUGGCCAGCAUUUCUGGGUCCAUUUUGGGAGCGUUUAUCUCCUUUGGGGUUGAGCCAUCACAUUUGUUGACAGCGACACUGAUGUCAGCUCCAGCAUCAUUGGCUGUUGCCAAGAUCUUCUGGCCUGAAACUGAGACCCCUAGUGUAACAACAGAUGAAAACCUCGAAAUGGACAAAGGAAAGAGUACCAGUGUACUGGAAGCUGCAUCCAGAGGUGCAUCCAAUGCAGUGGAUAUAGUGGCCAACAUUGUCGUCCACCUCAUCUCCUUCUUGGCGCUGCUGGCCUUUGUAGAUGCUCUCUUGUCCUGGCUCGGCGAGAUGUUGGACUGUCCUGAGUUAAGCUUCUCGCUUAUCUGCUCCUAUGUCUUCAUGCCUCUGUCCUUUGUAAUGGGUGUUUCCUGGGAAGACAGCUUCAUCGUUGGGGAACUGAUUGGUAUUAAGACGUUCGUCAAUGAGUUUGUGGCCUAUCAGAAAAUGUCAGAGCUCAUCAAGAGGCGAAAAGCAGGAGGACCUGAGUAUGUGGGCAAUGUAAAGCAGUAUAUCUCUGUUCACUCUGAAGCUAUUGCAACCUAUGCUCUCUGUGGAUUUUCCAACAUUGCUUCAGUGGGAAUGGUGAUUGGAGUAAUGUCCUCCAUUGCUCCAGAAAGACGGGCUGACUUCUCCAGUUGUGGCUUCAGAGCUCUGAUCGCAGGCAGCGUUUCCUGUUUCAUGACAGCUUGUAUUGCCGGUAUGUUGUACAUUCCUGAUGUGCAAUGCCCACAUUUCCUGAGCUCAGCAUUCAACAACACCAAUGUGACCGUCAGUGCACAACUAGUCACCUGCUGCACACAACUAUUUGACAGUGUGACAGUGUUUGAGCCAUGGAACGUGACGAUCGGUGAAGGAUUCAUUCAGAGUAGUCUUCAGGGCUGCUGCACACUCACAACCCCUACACACUUCAAUUGUACCUUAGAGUAGUGAAUUGAUGAGGAAGGUCACUCAAGGAGUUUUAAUUUACUGCACUAGGCC